GUGUUAUUUAUAGCUACUAGUUGCCAGCCAAUCAUGCUCCACUGGAGUGCUGCAUUCUUUAUUACUCCAUGUUUCUUGGACGUUUUAAGAACAAAGCCUACUCAUGUGGUCUUCAGUGGUUUUCAAACUGGAGCGCCUCAAGAAUCUGAAUUACUCAUAUAUUUGGAAAAGGGUCCAAUCAAGAUUGAUUCAAGUGUGCCGCGACAUGAAUUUGAUUGUUUGAAUUGGUGGAAGAAUAGCAGGCUCACAUUCCCAAUUUUAUCCAAGAUGGCAGCCGAUAUCCUUGCCAUUCCUAUUACUACAGUUGCUUCUGAGGCUACAUUUAGCGCUGGAACAAGAGUAAUUGACUCUUAUAGAGCCUCACUAGCUCCUGAAACUGUAGAAAUGCUUAUGUGUGCCGGAGAUUGGUGCCGAAACAUUCAUGGAGUGAAAAAGAAGAUAAAAAAAUUGAAGGCAACAAAAGAGAUUCUACUUCCCAUAAAAUGAAUGUGAUAAUUGGAAAG
Coffea arabica (coffee) is the source of this 503-nucleotide messenger RNA. NCBI's taxonomy places the organism in Eukaryota, Viridiplantae, Streptophyta, Magnoliopsida, Gentianales, Rubiaceae. The record is from RefSeq and is a predicted model, not a curated record.